ACAUAAAAAAAAAAAAUUCCCCCAAUUAGUUAAAACCCUAAUUUAAUUUCCAAACUUUAUUUUUUAGAUUUGAUCUCAAUUUAGCAAUCUGGAAAAUUAUAAAACACAUCAUCUUAAUUAGUUCUUCAAUUUUUCUAAUUUUCUCUCUCCUCUUCCCCCUUUUUUGUCUCUCUCAAGUUCUUCGAUCCGCGAUUUUGAUUUGAUUUGGGGAAGAGAUAGGUUGGGAAAAUUAAUUAUCAGAUCUAAUUACUUCUCCAAAGGUGUAAUUUUGUAGAAUAGGAAGUAAUUUUGAAUUGCGGGAUUUUGGUCGUUGAAUUUGGGAAAUUUAAGCUGAAUUAAGUGUUGAAUUUUGGAGGAGUAAUGAAGAACCUUGAACGUUUAGCGAAUCUGGCCCUUGCAGGCUUAUCUUUGGCACCACUUGUUGUGAAGGUGAAUCCAAAUGUAAACGUGGUAUUAACAGCUUGUCUUGCUGUAUUUGUUGGCUGUUACCGGUCAGUCAAGGACACACCACCAACUGAGACUAUGUCCAAUGAACAUGCUAUGAGAUUUCCAUUGGUUGGGAGUGCCAUGCUGUUAUCUCUGUUUUUACUUUUCAAAUUCUUUUCAAAGGACUUGGUCAAUGCCGUGCUAACUUGCUAUUUCUUUCUUCUUGGAAUAUUAGCUUUUUCUGCAACAUUGUUACCUGCAAUAAAGCGUUUCCUUCCAAAGCACUGGAAUGAAAAUGUUAUUGUCUGGCGCUUCCCUUACUUCCGCUCUUUGGAGAUUGAGUUCACAAAGUCUCAAGUAGUUGCUGCAAUUCCUGGAUUCUUCUUUUGUGUCUGGUAUGCUGCAAAGAAGCAUUGGCUUGCCAACAAUAUCUUGGGCCUGGCAUUCUGCAUUCAGGGAAUCGAAAUGCUUUCACUUGGCUCUUUCAAGACUGGUGCCAUUCUCUUGGGUGGACUUUUUCUAUAUGAUAUCUUCUGGGUGUUCUUUACUCCAGUUAUGGUUAGUGUAGCCAAGUCCUUUGAUGCACCUAUCAAGCUUUUGUUUCCCACAGCAGAUGCAGCGAGACCAUAUUCCAUGUUGGGACUAGGAGAUAUUGUUAUCCCUGGCAUCUUUGUGGCGCUGGCAUUACGAUUUGAUGUUUCGAGAGGGAAAGAAAGCCAAUACUUCAAGAGUGCUUUUGUCGGGUAUGCAGCUGGCAUGAUCCUUACAAUUGUUGUGAUGAAUUGGUUUCAAGCUGCACAGCCUGCACUUCUUUACAUUGUACCAGCCGUCAUUGGAUUUUUGGCUGUACACGUGACGUGGAAUGGUGAUAUUAAACCGUUGAUGGAAUUCGACGAGUCAAAGUUGGCCGAGGAUACGUCAUCUAAAGAUGACAGCGACUCUGCAUCUAGUAAGAAAGAGGAAUAGAAGAGUCUCGACGAAGAAACAGUUAGAUUGCAGCUCCUGAAUUAUGUUUAUUUAGGGGGCGGAAUUUCUCAAACUCUCGGGGCCUUUUCUAACUUAUGCACCUUCACACAGUACCCUUGUAAAAGAUUUUGAUGGAAUUGUGGAUGAUAUCAUUAUCAGCAGCCCCAUAAUAGGAAACGGAGCUCUUUUUCUACUGAUUUUGCUGCUUUUUAAAUCUAACAUAUUAAUAUUAUAUAGGAAAUGUUACUCUGGAAACUUUGAAUUGUUUA
Messenger RNA from Chenopodium quinoa (quinoa), 1661 nucleotides. RefSeq names its product signal peptide peptidase-like. Gene Ontology annotation, biological process: membrane protein proteolysis. Gene Ontology annotation, molecular function: aspartic endopeptidase activity, intramembrane cleaving. The transcript is spliced from 12 exons. Gene Ontology annotation, cellular component: cytoplasmic side of endoplasmic reticulum membrane; membrane; lumenal side of endoplasmic reticulum membrane. Bases 361 to 1392 code for a protein of 343 amino acids. NCBI's taxonomy places the organism in Eukaryota, Viridiplantae, Streptophyta, Magnoliopsida, Caryophyllales, Amaranthaceae. The record is from RefSeq and is a predicted model, not a curated record.